AUGAACGCCCCCUUCCAUGUUGCCACACCACCACCAACUCAAACAGCAGCGACGCCGGGACCGGGAGCUUCCGCAGCAAGCCGGGCGACGGAAGAAAAGGCGGGCAAGCCGAACCGCACCGUACGUGAAGCAAAGCAAAUGGCACUGGGAUUCCGCCGACCGUUCACAGCGCUCACCGUCCCCAAGGCUUCCUUCUUACUCCGCCGCACGCGCCACAAGAAGCUCUCCUACUCCCGCGUCCGCUCCGCCAGCCUCCUCGGCCGCUUCCACCCGGUCGUCUCGGGCCUGCACGACUCCGGCAAUGCACUCAUCGGCUGGACCGAGGAGCCGGCGCAAGCCACCCCGGCGUGGAUCGGUGACGGCGUGGGACGCCUGGGCCGGCUCCUGGCGGGAUUGACCGACCUGCUCCACCACCCGCAGGCGCAGGACCCGCUCCAGCGGCGGGGCAAGGCGGCGCCGUGGACCGAGCGACUGCUGGACGACCUCCUCCUCCUCGCCGACGCGCACGGUUGCUUCCGUGAGGCGCUCCUGGAGCUGAAGCAGCUCCUCGCCGAGGCGCACGCCGCGCUUCGCCGCCGUGACGUCACCCGCCUCGCCGCCGCGCUCCGUGCCAGGCGCCGCUCGGACCGCAACCUCUCCCGCCUCGCCUCCACGUUGCGCUACCUCUCUCACCGUUCGUCGUCCAUCGCAGCAACGUCCGACUCCGGCGAGGCGGCAUUAGCCGAGGCCGUCGCGGCCGCCACGCGCGCGGCGGCGACCGCAUCCGCCGCCAUCUUCGCCCGGCUCGCUUCCGCCUCGUCGGCCUCGCGCGAAAUGGCGUUCCCAAUGGCAGUCUCUCCGGCGAAGGUCACUGCCGUGCCGGUGUGGUGGGUGUCCGACCUCCUUCGGUGGCGACGGCGGACGGUGGCCGUCGCUGCCAGCGAAUCCGGACCCGGUGCGAAAGACGUGCCUUUGAAAGAGUGCUGCGACGAGGAGGAGGAGGAGAGGCAGGCAGUCAUGGAACGGCUGCGGAGGCUGGAGGAAAGCGUGGUGGCGGCGGAGAACGGCUGCGAGCAGGUGUACCGCGCGCUCGUGAACGCGAGGGUGUCGCUGCUCAACGUGCUGACGCCGUGCUUUUGA
This is a messenger RNA of Phragmites australis (common reed), 1119 nucleotides long. RefSeq lists its product as uncharacterized. The record is from RefSeq and is a predicted model, not a curated record. NCBI's taxonomy places the organism in Eukaryota, Viridiplantae, Streptophyta, Magnoliopsida, Poales, Poaceae. Gene Ontology annotation, biological process: root development; shoot system development. The coding region runs from base 1 to 1119 and encodes 372 amino acids. The transcript has a single exon.